AUGACCAACCUCCAUUUAUGCUUCAUGAACCUUCCAUUUCUUCUUCUUUUCUUUCUUCAUCCAUCUUCUGCCCUCACCAUUGAUGGCAUCGUCUUGCUUUCUUUCAAAUACUCUGUUUUAGACGAUCCUUUGGGUGUUUUAGACACCUGGAGCUACUCCCAUGAGACUCCAUGUUCAUGGAACGGCGUCGUCUGUGGGUUCUCCGACAACCGUGUCACCGGAUUAUCGCUUCCCAAUUCGGAACUCGUCGCCUCCAUUCCCGCCAAUCUGGGUUUGAUUGAACACCUUCGAGAAUUAAACUUAUCUAAUAAUUCGAUCAAUGGGUCCAUCCCUUUGUCAUUGUAUAAUGCACCGGAGCUCGAGUCUCUUGAUUUUUCCAAUAAUUUGAUCUCCGGCGAGCUUUUUGGGUUCGUCGGGGCAUGGCGAAGUCUCCGGGUUCUUAACGUCUCCGGUAACUCGUUAACGGGAAAGCUGCCGGAGAAUCUUGCACUGCUUGCUAACUUAACGGUGGUUUCGUUGAAGGGUAAUUACUUUUCCGGCGAGCUCGUAAGUGGGUUUGGUUCUGUCAAAAUUCUAGAUCUAUCGAGCAAUUUCAUCAAUGGGUCGUUACCUAAAGAGUUAGGCAGCGGUGAUCUUGAUUACUUCAAUGUUUCACACAACAAUAUUUCCGGCGAGAUUCCGCCGGAAUUCGCGAACAAACUUCGAACAAAUGUGACGAUUGAUUUGUCAUUCAACAAUCUGGCCGGAGCAAUUCCGGAAUCUAGCGUUUUCUUCAACCAAAACGAGAGACAGUUCGCCGGAAAUCCGGAACUUUGCGGGAAGCCAUUGGAGAACCUCUGUUUAGUCCCUUCUUCUGUUUCCCCUCUACCCAACGUCUCUUCCGGCAGCACAACAUUCCCUCCGGCGAUCGCCGGUAUCCCAGAAACCAUUCCCUCUUCUCCUUCAAGCAAUUCACCAAACACCUCAGAUGCAUCUUCAAAAACCAAGUUUAAAACCACCACAAUCAUCGGAAUCGUACUCGGAGACAUCGCCAUCGUCACAAUUCUCGCCCUCAUUUUCAUUUACGUACUGAGAAAACGAAAAGGGGUUACAUCAACUCAUCGAAAUCACGAAAAAGAUUCGAAUUCAAAUAAGGAAUACGACUGGGCUUCAUCGUCCGAUGAAGAACACAAAUGGUUACGAUCAUGGGCGUGUUUGAUGAAGAGAAAAAGCACCGAAGGAGAAGAAUCAUUGGCCGAAACUUCAAGCUCCGAAUGCUCGGAAACAGAAAUCCCGCAACCGGAAAGGUCAAAACCCGACAACCCGGCAAGAAAAGAAGCAGAUAAAAAAGGGUUGGUGACGGUUGACGGUGGCGGGAAAGAGCUUGAGCUUGAGACGCUAUUAAGAGCGUCAGCAUAUAUACUCGGCGCCACUGGGUCGAGUAUAAUUUACAAAGCGAUUUUGGAAGACGGUACGGCUUUGGCGGUGAGACGAAUCGGUGAAAAUGGGUUGGAGCGGUUCAAGGAUUUCGAGAACCAGGUUCGGGUCAUUGCAAAGCUGGUGCACCCGAACCUGGUUCGGAUCCGAGGAUUUUAUUGGGGUGCGGAUGAGAAGCUUGUUAUCUACGAUUACGUUCCCUAUGGCAGCUUAGCCAAUGCACGUUACAGGAAAGUGGGAUCUUCGCCUUGCCCGCUACCUUGGGAAAUGCGGCUCAAGAUAGCGAGUGGCACUGCCCGUGGACUAUUGUACAUCCAUGAGAAAAAGCAAGUGCACGGAAAUCUGAAGCCUAGUAACAUUUUAUUAGGAUCUGAUAUGGAGCCCAAGAUUGGAGAUUUCGGGCUCGAGAGACUGGUGGUAGGCGAUCAGAGUUGUAAAGUGGGUGGAUCAACUCGAAACUUUGGCAGCAAGAGGUCGAAUGCCUCUCGAGACAGCUUCCCUGACAUCAUGAUUGGGUCAAACCCAAGCCCUAGCCCAAGUGCGAUGGGCUGCAUUUCUCCAUAUUACGCUCCAGAGUCACUAAGAAGUCUGAAGCCGAACCCAAAGUGGGAUGUGUACUCGUACGGUGUGGUGUUGCUUGAACUGCUAACAGGAAAGGUUAUAGUGUCUGACGAGUUUGGGCCUGCGAGCAUGACGUGGAGCUCCACGUUGGAAGUGGAAGAGAAGAAAAAGGUGUUACGGAUGGUGGAUGUGGCGAUCCGGGGCGACAUGGAGGGUAAGGAAGAGGCAUUGUUAGCACUGUUAAGAGUAGCUUAUAGUUGUAUAUCAUCGGUCCCACAAAAGAGACCCUCUAUGAAAGAGGUGUUAUCUGCUCUCGACAAAUUCCCUACUGCAUUUUCGUAUUAUUGAAAGAAAGGGAAAAUUGUAAAAAGUGAUGUGUAUUUAUGGUUAGAAAUUGACAAGUAAAUGGUUG
This is a messenger RNA of Cynara cardunculus var. scolymus (artichoke), 2389 nucleotides long. RefSeq names its product probable LRR receptor-like serine/threonine-protein kinase At4g37250. The record is from RefSeq and is a predicted model, not a curated record. Bases 1 to 2325 code for a protein of 774 amino acids. The transcript is spliced from 2 exons. Gene Ontology annotation, biological process: protein phosphorylation. Gene Ontology annotation, molecular function: ATP binding; protein kinase activity; protein binding. Lineage: Eukaryota; Viridiplantae; Streptophyta; Magnoliopsida; Asterales; Asteraceae.